Messenger RNA from Trypanosoma cruzi, 930 nucleotides. RefSeq lists its product as uncharacterized. The transcript has a single exon. Bases 1 to 930 code for a protein of 309 amino acids. NCBI's taxonomy places the organism in Eukaryota, Euglenozoa, Kinetoplastea, Trypanosomatida, Trypanosomatidae. The record is from RefSeq and is a predicted model, not a curated record.
AUGCUGCGACGCACUUCUGGGAACAAGGCAUUGCAUGCCUUUGUUCGUUCGCCCCAUUAUCGAUCAGUUCCUAGUGCCGGACCCAAUGGGAUUGUCAUCAAUCGCGACAUGCUUAUCCAUCAAUUCCGGGAUUUCUACAAGACCCUGCAGCACUCAUCCUUAGUUGAUAAGGUUCAUUUGAUGUCCGAGAGACCCUCCGUGGAGGCGUUACGUGUAGCAGAUCAAAUGGCCUCUAUUGGUGCUACUUUUUUAGGAAUGCCUCUAACAGGCAUGGAGCAUCGCGCAACAGAGUUUAUGGAGUCGAUGCGAUAUGUGCGGGGUGCCGGUGGCCCAUCUACACUUGCUUCGUACCUGCAGGAUACGGAAAGCUGUCGUUGUCACAGCGGUGAUAUUGUAUGCUUGCCAACCGGCAUUGCAGUUGGGCAUGGCCCUCGCACAAAUGCAGUGGCUCACUCAACGCUGAGGCAGUUGUUUGAGGUUAAGGAGGACCAGUUCUCCUUCGAUGUCUUUACACUGGAGCAAGAAGGAGACGCACCACCGCUUGGUGACUACUUUGGUUUUGCCGGAAACAACGUUCUCUUAACCUGGAAAGAUGAGCAUGGCCUAUUGGCAGUGGAUCAGUACCAGCAGAAGCAACCUCAAGUCGAGAUGAAUGUUGUGUACCUCGAGCCUGGAUGUCAUUUUCUGUCUUUUUACGGUGUUGAUUUCACGACAGACGUGUUGGUGCAAAAAGGGUACGAGCGGUCCAUGGACAGCAUCGCCGCCGCGGGGCUAAACCCCAUCCCGGUGCAGUGGUCAGAGAUGGACAAACUUGGCGUCUCAAUGCGGGCGGCGGUGCUACCUUUGAAGUUUCUCAAAGCAAACGUCGGUGGUAUGCUGUCGAGGAACAAAAGCCGCGGGACGAGGUGGCAGACACAUCAAAUACCCUGA